Molecule: messenger RNA, 1734 nt
Organism: Phalaenopsis equestris
Lineage: Eukaryota; Viridiplantae; Streptophyta; Magnoliopsida; Asparagales; Orchidaceae
Product: COBRA-like protein 3
Exons: 6
Coding region: 90-1457 (455 amino acids)
Biological process (GO): plant-type cell wall cellulose biosynthetic process; cellulose microfibril organization
Cellular component (GO): plasma membrane
Source: RefSeq, a predicted model, not a curated record
AGGGGAUGUAUGAAGCUGUCUCUCAUCGCUCGCCCGCUUUCUACCCACAGCGAGUAGCCGCAGAUCUGAAACCUUCAACUCUGUAAGCAAUGGAGAUGGCAAGUCUUAGAGCAAUACUAAAGAUUACAUCUUGGACUGUUUCCCUCUUCUCCCUUCUUAUCUUCUCAAGCAUGAGAUCGGCAGAGGCUUAUGAUUCACUUGAUCCGAAUGGAAACAUAACUAUCAAAUGGGACAUCAUGCAGUGGACUCCAGAUGGCUAUGUUGCAGUUGUAACUAUGUUCAAUUUUCAACAAUAUCGUCAUAUUCAAGCACCAGGAUGGGUCUUGGGAUGGACCUGGGCGAAGAAGGAGGUGAUCUGGUCCAUGGUUGGAGCACAGACCACAGAGCAAGGAGAUUGCUCAAAAUUUAAGAGCAACAUUCCCCAUUGCUGCAAGAAGGAUCCCACAGUUGUAGAUCUUCUUCCAGGAACUCCCUAUAAUAUGCAGAUCGCGAAUUGCUGCAAAGGCGGAGUCAUUAACUCUUGGGUUCAAGAUCCUUCCACUGCCGCGAGUUCAUUUCAGAUCAGUGUGGGUCUGGCUGGAACGACUAAUAAGACUGUUCGUGCUCCAAAGAACUUCACACUUAAUGCUCCAGGCCCUGGGUAUACUUGUGGGCAGGCAACUAUUGUGAAACCUACUAAAUUUAUCACACAAGAUGGAAGGAGAACAACUCAAGCUCUCAUGACAUGGAAUGUUACAUGCACAUAUUCACAACUCCUUGCUCAGAAAACUCCCACAUGCUGUGUCUCUCUUUCUUCUUUCUACAAUGACACCAUAGUCGAUUGUCCGACGUGUGCCUGUGGCUGCCAAAAUAACAUAACUCAGCCCGGAAGCUGCGUGGAAGAGGAUUCACCUUACUUGGCAUCCGUUGUGAAUGGCCCCGGCAAGAAGACCUUCACACCUUUGGUGGAAUGCACACCUCAUAUGUGUCCUAUAAGGGUUCAUUGGCAUGUAAAACUUAACUACAAAGAGUACUGGAGGAUUAAGAUCUCUGUAACUAAUUUCAACUAUCGGAUGAAUUAUACGCAGUGGAACCUUGUCGUUCAGCACCCUAACUUUGACAAUGUUACCCAAAUAUUUAGCUUCAAUUACAAGUCCUUGACCCCUUACUCAGCAUCAAUAAAUGAUACUGCAAUGCUGUGGGGAGUUAAGUACUACAACGACUUGCUCAUGGAAGCUGGUCCUCUUGGAAAUGUGCAAUCAGAAAUACUAUUUCGCAAAGAUUCGUCGGCUUUCACAUUUGAGAAAGGAUGGGCUUUUCCUCGACGUUUAUACUUCAAUGGUGAUAACUGCGUUAUGCCACCGCCAGAUGCGUAUCCAUGGCUGCCAAAUGCGAGCCCGAGGCUAAUUCCCAUUAUCGCUUCGCCAGUCAUGGGUUUUCUUGCAAUUUUGGCUUGCUUGCUGGGUUAUCCCUACUAAAAUGCAAAAUAUAGAGCUUGCUUACAUAUUUGAUUCUUUCAACUUUGUAACAUACAACAAGGUUCUAUGCUCCACGGUACUGGGAGCCUUAUUCAACCAUGUCCUCUUCUUAGUAAUUUUAAAUAUGUGUUUGGAAACCGGGGUUGGCUUCUCCACAAGAUCAUAAAAGUUCAGUUGUAGCAAAGGAUGUGUAGGCUCAGGUUUGUGAUGGCUGAUAUUGAUGGAUAACAUUGUUCACUAUAUCAUUAAUUACAAAUAAGUGAUUGGAAUUCAAUUU